This is a messenger RNA of Meyerozyma guilliermondii ATCC 6260, 1119 nucleotides long. Its product is annotated as NAD+ transporter. Gene Ontology annotation, biological process: NAD transmembrane transport. NCBI's taxonomy places the organism in Eukaryota, Fungi, Ascomycota, Pichiomycetes, Serinales, Debaryomycetaceae. Bases 1 to 1119 code for a protein of 372 amino acids. The record is from RefSeq and is a predicted model, not a curated record. Gene Ontology annotation, molecular function: NAD transmembrane transporter activity. The transcript has a single exon.
AUGAGUCCCAACUCGAGAGACUUCUCUGAUUUCGUGCAGGGUGAAGAUAUGGAGUUCCGAGAAUCACCGCAUCGCAACUUCAAUGUCACGAAAAUACCCGCUUUAUCCGUGUCACUGCCACCAAAACUUCUCACUGUGCUCUCGCCCAACCAGCUUGUCACGUUGGCAGGAGCUGCCUCGGGCUUCUUAGCGGGUGUUGUUGUUUGCCCGCUCGAUGUAGUCAAGACGAGGCUCCAAGCACAAGGAGCUGGUUAUAGAGAACGAAACCCAAAGUCUCCUCGUCAGGUGCCCAAGUAUUCAGGCUUCAUCGGUGCAUUUAAAACUAUACUUCGUGAAGAGGGAGUUCGUGGCUUGUAUCGAGGACUUGUUCCCAUCACUAUUGGUUACUUGCCAACAUGGACCAUUUAUUUUACCGUUUAUGAACGGGCAAAGGUAUUCUAUCCUAAAUUCAUUCGAGAGCAUUUUGCCGAUACGGAAUCGGCUACUGUUUCGCAUUUUUUAUCAGCAUUGACCGCGGGCUCUGCGUCGUCUGUACUUGUAAACCCAAUAUGGGUAGUAAAGACACGGCUUAUGAUUCAAACGGGCAAAGAGAGCAAUAUCUAUGGUGACGGAAAGCGCGUCACCCACUACAAAGGUACUACUGAUGCAUUCACAACGAUGUACAAAGAGGAGGGUUUAGGUGUGUUCUACAGUGGACUCAUUCCAUCUCUCUUUGGCCUUUUGCAUGUUGGUAUUCAUUUUCCGGUGUAUGAGAAACUCAAGCAAGCACUCGAUUGCAACCUCACGCCCCAGCAUCAAAAUGGAGAUUCCCUGUUGUUAUGGAGACUUAUAGUCGCAUCGUCCGUCAGUAAAAUGAUUGCCAGCACUGUCACUUAUCCACACGAGAUCCUUCGUACCAGAAUGCAAAUCCAGAGCUCCAAAGCCAAAAAAGAGCCAGGUCAAGUUAAAAAGAGCAAAUUGUUACAUAUCAUGACCCGCAUCUACAAGAAGGAAGGCUUACGAGGGUUUUACGCCGGAUACACCAUCAACUUGGCCCGUACUGUCCCUGCCAGUGCUGUGACCCUUGUCAGUUUCGAAUACUUCAAAACAUACUUACUUGAAGUUACUGGCCACUUUUAG